Messenger RNA from Siniperca chuatsi (mandarin fish), 4747 nucleotides. It is a transcript of the gene kcnq1.2, whose product is annotated as potassium voltage-gated channel, KQT-like subfamily, member 1.2. Bases 455 to 2821 code for a protein of 788 amino acids. Gene Ontology annotation, molecular function: voltage-gated potassium channel activity. Gene Ontology annotation, biological process: potassium ion transport; transmembrane transport. Lineage: Eukaryota; Metazoa; Chordata; Actinopteri; Centrarchiformes; Sinipercidae. The transcript has 21 exons. The record is from RefSeq and is a predicted model, not a curated record. Gene Ontology annotation, cellular component: membrane; voltage-gated potassium channel complex.
CAGGCACAAACUGCGAUGCACUUCAAAGUGACAAGUCCUGCAGGCAGCAGCCGAUUCAAGCCUUGUGUGUUUUCAGUGUAUUUUCGAUGUUAGGGUUUGUUUUUUUAAGCGCUGGAAGAUAAGUUCUAAUUUAUGUAAUUUACUUAUUUUACGACUAGAUCUUGUUUUUAUUGAAAAUACUAAACAAAAAAAAAGCCGAACUUGUUGCCCGGCUUCCGAUAUAUUUAAAUAUAAUUUACCACCGAUUACAACUUGAGGGGUGUUUUUGGCGUUAAAGGGAUGGACACGCAUGCAGUCAAGCAGAGAGAGCUCUUGUCUGCAGUGGGUAGCUAGCCAUGCCUAGCUAGUUGUCUUAUCCUGCUGGACUCUUCCCUUCUACCUGAACCUUGGUCAUAACCUCCAGGACUUUUAAGCCCCUUGGCCCUCUCUGAACUGGAACAUCCCGCGGGGCAACAUGGGGGAAAGACGGGCACACUCCUUUCACAUGACGUGCCAUGUGCAACGCGACUAUGGCAGCAGGCUGGGGAGCUCCUUCAUAAGUUACAGCCCCAAUGGAUAUGCCAGCACAAGCCUCAGCCUGGACCAGGAGAUGGAUGCUGACCCUGCAGCCUCCAUUGGCACUACAACUACGAGUUCUGCCCUGUGGGCUCCUGCACCUGACAGUAGCCACUACUCUCCCGUUUCACUGGAACUGGACCCCUCAUCGGUGAAUAAUGGAUCAGGCAUUCCCUGUUGUCCGCCAGCGGACACAAAGGACCCAGCAUUGCAGACACUACACAGCCAGCCCUCUAUCACCUCUGUCCCCCCAUCUCUCCCUCGUUCGAGCUGGCUGCGUCAUCAUCAAAAGGAUUUCCAGAGCCCUUACAUCAAGACUAGCAUGCAGGGGGAUGUUUACAACUUCCUAGAGAGACCUGCUGGACUGAAAUGCUUCCUCUACCACUUCCUCGUCUUCCUCAUGGUCCUGGUGUGUCUAAUCUUCAGCGUCCUGUCCACUAUAGAGCAAUAUGCAGACUUUGCCACCGGAACCCUCUUUUGGAUGGAGAUUGUGCUGGUGCUGUUCUUUGGCACAGAGUAUGUGGUCCGGCUGUGGUCGGCAGGCUGUCGCAGCAAAUAUGCAGGCAUCAAAGGACGCCUCCGCUUUAUCAGGAAACCCAUAUCAAUCAUAGAUUUGAUAGUGGUCAUUGCCUCAAUCAUUGUGCUUGGUGUAGGGUCAAAUGGCCAAGUGUUUGCCACGUCUGCUAUCAGGGGCAUCCGUUUCCUCCAAAUCCUGCGCAUGUUACAUGUGGAUCGACAGGGAGGAACGUGGAGGCUCCUGGGAUCUGUAGUCUUUAUUCAUCGACAGGGUGAAUGCACAGACCACACUCCGCCUUCCUGGUCCUGCUGCAAUUUACUGCUUAUUACGACAAAUCCAGUGUGCACAGUCAGAAAUGCAUGCACAUGUGCACAAAUAGGCUACAGCAGACCUGGCUUUAUAAGGAGAAGAAGAGAGAUUGUCAAGGAGCUGAUCACCACCCUGUACAUCGGCUUCCUGGGCCUGAUCUUUUCCUCCUAUUUUGUCUACUUGGCGGAGAAGGAUGCUGUGGAUGAGGAGGGCAAGACAGGCUUCUCCAGCUACGCCGAUGCCCUGUGGUGGGGCGUGGUGACUGUCACCACAAUCGGCUAUGGAGACAAAAUUCCUCAAACGUGGAUAGGCAAGGCCAUCGCCUCCUGCUUUAGUGUCUUCGCCAUCUCCUUCUUCGCUCUGCCUGCUGGUAUCCUGGGCUCAGGGUUUGCCCUGAAAGUCCAACAGAAGCAGAGACAGAAGCACUUCAACAGACAGAUCCCUGCUGCAGCCUGCCUCAUCCAGACGCUUUGGAGGUGCUAUGCAGCAGAGAAACCAUGUGGCUGUGCUGCUACAUGGAAAAUGUAUGUUCUCACUCCAGAGGCUGUGACCACAGUGGAAUCUGACAACUCCAGCCCUCACGUCAGGAAACUGAACAUAUCGAAAAAGGGGACCAAGAGACGUUUGAAGUCCAGAGGUAAUGGCUCUAUGGUUGUGGCCUCAGAGAGGGCUGUAUCGAUCCCCCAGAUCAUCAUUGAUGACUCAGUGGAGAAGAAAGAUGUCUCAUUUUUCCUGGAAGAGCCAAGGGAGGCUGUUGAAGGAAUCACCAGAAUGUUCAGACAAGCAGGCCCUCCUCAUCAUUCUUGGUCAUCUUUCACUCUGAGCUGCCCUGGCUCUCCAGUAAAGAGGAAUCAUGAUAACAACACCUCCUUCGACAUCUCCCGCGCCAACAGCUUAACCGAUGAACUGGACUACAUGAGUGAGGACAUUCCCCUGCCUGUCGUGACUAACAAAGCUCAGUUUUCCCAGCCAGUCAAGAAUUCACACCUGGAGACAAGUGGCCUCAAGCCAGCUUCUGAGUUGUCCCAUGCCCAGAGAUCAGCUGUAAAAGUUCUCCGCAGAAUGCAGUACUUUGUGGCUAGGAGGAAAUUUCAGCAAGCGCGGAAGCCCUAUGAUGUGCGAGACGUGAUCGAGCAGUAUUCCCAGGGUCACCUCAACAUGAUGGUCCGCAUCAAGGAGCUACAGAGAAGGCUGGACGGCACACUGGGGAAGCCAGGAAUGUUUCUACCAGGAAAAGGGGAAGAUAAAGAAUACCCAACUAUUGGAGCGCGAAUGAUCAGGCUGGAAGAUAAGGUCCAUCAGAUGGACCAGAAAAUGGACUCAGUGCUGCGGAUCCUGAUGGAGCAGUUUCCACCCAAGCCGGAGCUGACAUCCAAGCCCUCCAUCCGCAGGGUGACCAUCCAGAAGCGCAUGGGUGUCAGCAUCGACGAGGGGCCCUGAUGUCUCAGCGAUGGUCACACUGGGUAUGAUGGUGUCGUCACCAAAGGAGAAUUAAAGGACCAGGAGUUCACAUAAACAGCCUAGCCCCCUACAUGGGGGGGCAGCCUGCAAAUAACAAGAGGACUCAGUCUUCCAAAAACCCCUCCCUCUCUUUCAUUUGCAAUCCCAAAUUUUCUCAUUGACUUUUGACCACUGAGAAGAGAACAACUUUUAAUUGUUUGCUUAGCGCUGCGUUACUCUUGGUCAUGAGGGCCACUGAGAGUGUGAUUCAUGGUGUAGAAAGAAGGCUGACUGACCUCGUCCUUCUGAUGAUUGUUGGCCCUGUUUGGGUCUUCUUUUGUUGUCUAAAUGUAGCUUUUUCUUCUGCACUAGCAUUGUGGGCCUUCCCUAGCAGCUCACAAUCAUUCAAGCAGCGACACGCUGCAUGAAUUUAUUUCACUGCAUUAGCCUCAUAAUCACACUACUCAGAUAAUGUUAAUUUAUGUGUGGCCUGUCACUGAGCUGCAUUCCUCUACUCCAAAUAUUAUUCCAAAGCUAACUAACCCAGUAAUGAAGUCGUAAUGCAAUCAAAGCACUCAAAUUCCCCAAAGACACAGAGAAAAACUGAGAGUCCAGCCAUGGCAGAGGCAUUCCUCAAAUCCUUCUGAUUAUCUUGGCACCAUACACACCCAGUACACAACAGGGUUAUUUCCAUAGCCACAUAUCCAUCUAGCCUAACUGUACUUAGGCUGCGGUGGGUGUUUGUUAGUAGUGAUCGAAUAACACGAGGAGGGAAGGGCAGAUUAUCUGUUGACGUUGCCCUGCUUUAGGGACCGGAAGGCUGGAGUAAAAGAAAUGGAACUAAAGAAAUGUGUCUGGGGUGGGUGGCUAACAUGGUGCUGAUUUAUAGCUAUGUUGAAGCUAAUAAAAAUAGCCAAACUGCCGUGAAAGGACCUGGUUCUGUGUCACAGGAAUACAGUCCGAUGUAAUGGCAUGGGUCCUCAGUUUGCUCCAAGAUUUUCACUGAGAGAUUUCAUAUGUAUAUCAAUCUCAAACACCUUUAGCAGAAGCACUACUCAUACCACCACCAGGACUCUGCUUAAUAUCCUCUAUUUCCCUAUGCAGGGGGCUCACACUGCUGUGUGCAAUUUGAAAUAAAUUUGCCCCAUUAAAGCUGUGAUUAUUAUUUCUCUCCAGAGCUAAUUAAGUGCUGAAUUCCUGGUAAGGGGAGAUUACUCACUGUGAGCGACUAAUGAAAAGAAACACUGGAAAAUGUGCAGAAUUUAAACAGUAAGCUUUGAGGAGCAGGGGCGCUAAUUCUGUGUGAAAGGUUUGGAAAUAUCAGGCUACCACUGAGAGCACGCGUUUGACAUAAAAAGAUAAUGCUCUCAUUUUGUUCCCAUACUCAUAGUAUUUAUCUGACAGGACGCUGAGGCAUGUAGGAAGUAGAAAAUAGAAAAUAACUCAGCUAUGUAGCUACUGUAUGAAAGGCUUCCCAUAAUUAUAGCAUGUACAUUCUUAAAAAGAUGGAUGCACACACAAAAGAGGGGUAAAAAAGGGAAGGGGAAAGAGGAGAGGCUUUCUCUCUGCACUAGUAUAUAUUUUCAUAUUUUUGCGGUGGUUAAAAAAUAGCUAUUAUUUAUCUUACAUUAAAUAAAGUUGUAUUUUAAAGGCAUUCUAAUUUUGUGACAGACCUUGAUACGUAUCUGCUCGUCUGUCCUCCUGUACAGUUUUAUAAAAGUUGUAAAUAGAAACAUUGCCUUAUUGUACUGUAUUUAUUAUCAUGUGAAAAGAUCAACCUGGAACAUGUCUGCUUGUUGGAGUGAUGAGAAACACAGAGAGUGAGGCUCCUGUUUUACAGAUGGAUGGAAAUGAUUGUAAAUGAUAUUCACGCACACCCUCUGCACUGUAGCUCUGCUGUAAAUAAUAAAACUCCAUUUCAUUACA